Messenger RNA from Pterocles gutturalis (yellow-throated sandgrouse), 471 nucleotides. RefSeq names its product fibroblast growth factor 1 (acidic) (gene FGF1). Gene Ontology annotation, cellular component: cytoplasm. Gene Ontology annotation, biological process: fibroblast growth factor receptor signaling pathway; cell differentiation; positive regulation of gene expression. The annotation marks the transcript as partial. NCBI's taxonomy places the organism in Eukaryota, Metazoa, Chordata, Aves, Pterocliformes, Pteroclidae. Gene Ontology annotation, molecular function: growth factor activity; fibroblast growth factor receptor binding. The transcript is spliced from 3 exons. The record is from RefSeq and is a predicted model, not a curated record.
CCGCUGGCCGAAGGGGAAAUCCCCACCUCCGCCGCCCUGACCGAAAAGUUCAACCUUCCCUUGGGGAACUACAAGAAACCCAAACUCCUGUACUGCAGCAACGGUGGCCACUUCCUACGGAUCCUCCCGGACGGCAAAGUGGACGGGACCAGGGACCGGAGCGACCAGCACAUUCAGCUCCAGCUGAGCGCAGAAAGCGUGGGAGAGGUGUACAUCAAGAGCACCCAGUCAGGGCAGUACCUGGCGAUGGACCCCAACGGGCUGCUCUACGGCUCGCAGUUGCUGGGUGAGGAGUGCCUGUUCCUGGAAAGGAUCGAAGAAAACCAUUACAACACCUACACCUCCAAGAAGCAUGCGGACAAGAACUGGUUUGUUGGUCUGAAGAAGAACGGGAACAGCAAGCUGGGGCCACGGACUCACUAUGGCCAGAAGGCGAUCCUCUUCCUCCCGCUGCCCGUCUCGGCUGACUAG